Lodderomyces jiufengensis is the source of this 3735-nucleotide messenger RNA. RefSeq lists its product as uncharacterized. Bases 1 to 3735 code for a protein of 1244 amino acids. Lineage: Eukaryota; Fungi; Ascomycota; Pichiomycetes; Serinales; Debaryomycetaceae. The record is from RefSeq and is a predicted model, not a curated record. The transcript has a single exon.
AUGACCAAUGUUCUUGCUAGAGCUGCAAGUAUUAGAAGAAAAUCAUCUUCCUCAUCAUCAUCAAAUAACAAUGAAAAAGAGAAUAUAAAUCAAUCUACAAAUGUCAAUAAUAAUAAUAACAAUUCUAGUUACACUACUCAAUCAAGUAAAAAAUAUUUUAAUUAUAAAAAUUAUACUUAUAAUAAUAAUAAUAAUAGUACAAACAAAAAUGAUAAUAAUAAUAAUAACAUUACAUUAAAUCACGAUCAAAAUCAAAAAUCAAAUAACAACCAAAUUUCAUCUAAUAAUAAUUCUAAUACUAAUCAAAAAACUCCACCAUCAAAAUUAGUAAAGUCAAAAUUUCCACCUCCACCACCAACUCCUAUUCUGCCAACUCAACUAUUAAGAUCAUCACCAAGUUUAACAGAUUGUUCACCUCCUCCACCAUUACCAAUAUCUCGAACUUCAAGAUCUAGUUCGUCUCCUAUUUCAUUGAAUUCAAUGAAAAGUUCAACUUCUCUAUCUACAAUAAAUUCAACUAACAAUAAUAAUAAUAAUGAUAAAUUAAUUAAAACUUUAUUGAAAAGAUAUAAAAAAUUGGAAUUAGCUUUAAAUAAAUUUAAUUCAAGAAAAUAUAACCAUACAUAUAAUACAAAUAAUCUGAAUAAUGGAGCUAUAUUGAAAGGUAAUUUAUUAAGAACUUCAUUAAUUCCAUUUUUAAGAAGUACUAAUCAAUUAGAUCAAUUUUUCAACAAGGAUUCUAAAAUAUAUAAAAGUUUAACUAGUGUAAUAUUAGCUGUAUUAAUCAAAUGGUGGAAUUCAUUAAUAGGAAAUUUAAAAUAUACUAUAAAUUCAACUAAACCAAAUCCAAAUAUUAUAUCUUCAAUUAAUCAUUCAGAAUUGAUACAUUAUACAAAUAUACCAGCAAGUGAUAGAAAUGCAUACUUGGAAUGUGUUUCAAGAAUAAUUUCAAGAGAAGAUUGGCAUUUAUAUGAUGAUCAAAAUGAUUAUCAAACUUUACUUACAACAACAUUAGACUAUUGCAUAGAUAAAUUGUCGACUUUAAAAACAUUGACUGGUUCAAUGGCAGCAUUUGUUGGGAAAGUCUUUGCAUAUAGUUUUUUCAAAAUUCCAAAUGUUUCAAAUGCAUUAUUAUUUUUAUUAAAUGUUAAACAAAUUAAUUUAGAAAAUUCGUUAAAAAUAUUACCAGAUAUAAAUCAACAAGAAAAAAAUGAAAAUUUAAAUAUUGUUAAAUCCAAAUUUCCCAAACAUUUACAUCACUUAUUGAAUUUUAAAGGAUUACAAAAUUUAACAACAAGAGGUCAAAAAUGUUAUAUGAAUUGUACUCCACCACCAAAACAUCCAGUUGAUGGAAUCAAAAAUCCAAAUGGUGAUUGGGUUAGAAGAUGGUGUGGAUCAGAUUCAAAUGUUUUUAAUUCAUUCUUUCGUCAUUAUGUUGAGAUUAUAAGAAGAAAAUUUAUAGAUAAUGUUGAUAACAAUCUUUUGUUAAUUUGUCCAGGUUUUAGCAUUAUUUUCAGUCAUAUCUACCAAAUUUUCAAAAUAGCUGUUACAAGAAUUACUGCAAAUAUGAAAAAUUCAAAAGAAAUUAUAUCAUCUUUUAAUUUGAACAUCAAACAAAGUGAUAUGUAUUAUAGUUCCAUCAUUAAAAUUUUUAAAACUAUCAGAGAUAUUACAUAUGUUGCAACAAGAGAUCAAAAUUUGGAUAAUAUAAGUGCUAAUUUAGUUAAAAUAAUCGAUUUGUGUUUCAUAUCAAUUGCCAAAGAAACAACAAUAUAUGAUUUCAACAAGAAUGGUAUAAUUUUGGGAAUAUUAAAUGAAUUUGUGAAUCAUAUUGAUUUUAAUUCUUGUAAUAAUGAAGUUCAAUAUUUAAUAAAUUGGGAGUUUUGGUUAAGUUGUAAUUAUAUGAUGAUAAACCAUUGUGAUCAUAUUCAAAGUUUAUUAAAAAAUUUUGCAUUUUUAUUCAACGUAUGGGAUAUGAUACCGGAUGUUUUGAGUUCAUUUAUUAGUAAUAGUACAAGAUCAAAUUCUACAAAUGCUUCAAUUGAUGAUGUUAAUUACAAAUGGAUUACAAAUAUUGAAGAAUCAUUUAAAUUAAAUUUUAUAAAUUACUUAAUUAGUGAUGAACAAUUUGAGAAAUUUUUCAUUCAUUGGAACCCAUUAGUUAGAUCCUACUAUAUUAAAUUAUUAAUUUGGAGAGUUAUCGGAAUAAAUAACUAUCAAUCAUCAUUUUCAAUUCAAACUACAAGAAAAUUACAAUCCAAAUUAGAUCAAUCAUUUGAAAUUUUACUGAAUUAUACAAUUGCAAAUAAUGGUAAAUUAGAAUUAAAUUUCAAACCUGAUAAUCCAUUAGUUAAUAGGAAAUUCAGCAUUUUACCAAUUAGUGCAAAAGAUGAUUAUUUAUCAAUAAGUGGUGAUGGAAUUACUGGAAUGAAUAGUCAAUCCGAAGUUUAUUUAUCUGCUACAUCAUUAAAAUCCUCAGAAUUAAGAAAAACUCAUCCAUAUGAAGUGUUUGAUGAAGCUAUUUAUACGUGUGCAACAGUUCCACCAAUUAAUGAGACCAACAAUAACAACACUAGUAGUGCUCAACCAACUGCGUCUCCACCACCGAAAAAUAAUUCAAUAGUGACUUCAAUUGGUAAAUUAUUAAAAAUCUUAUCAGAUGAAGAAAAUAAUCAAGAUAAAUUUCCACAACCACCAAUAAAACAUUCAGAAUCAUCAAGUUCAUUAUCAACAUCAUCAUAUAAAUCAAGAUCAUCAUCACCAAGUAUAAUGUCAUUCAAAUCCACUCCAACGUCAAUAACAGAAACGUCAUCAGUAAAAUCAGAAGAUUAUGAUGAGGCAUCAUCAAUUUUAACUAUAGAUACAUUAAAAUUAAAAGAUGAUAGUGAUUUAUCAUCUCAAAAGAAUCAACAACAAAACUAUAAUAUUCAACCACCUGAAUUAUCAAAAUUACCACCAGAAAUUAUUAGACCUGUUUUUAAAUUUGAUAUUAUUGUAUGUCAUGAAUCAAUGAAUGAAAAAUAUCAAAUUAUAAAUUAUAAAAAUUCAUUAGUUAAUCAAAGUUAUUUUAAUGGUUUUCAUCAACAACAACAACAACAACAACAACACUAUCAUCAUCACUACUAUAACAAUGUUAAUGGUAAUAAUCCACAGUAUCAUCAUUAUAAUCAACAACAUCAACAAAUGUCCACCACCAACUUUCCAAAUAAUCCACAAUUACCAUACAUGUCAUUAUUCGUAAAUUCAGAUAUAUAUGGUCAUAAAUUUUAUUUGAACGAAGAAGAUGACGAUGGGAUUUUUAUUGAAGAAUUGACUACCCAAGAUGAAGAGGAAUUAAAUAAACAACAACAACGACAACAACAACAGAAAAAUUCAAUAUUCAACACCACAAACGCCAAUGAUGGUAAAAAUUUAAUUCAAAUGAUCAAUUUAGGAAAAUCAAUAAAUGAAUUAAAUUACAUAAUUCAAGAAUUUAAAAAUUUCCUAAAGAACAGAAUAGAAAUAGAUAAUCAAAAAUUUGAAACUUUUUUAACUCAAAAAACCAUUUCAUCAAUGUCAAAUUUAAAUUUAAAUUCUUCAAACAAUAGUAAAAGUGGUUCAAGUGGUGAUACAUUAAAAAAUAAUUCAUUAAAUUUUAUUGAUGAUAAUUUUAAUGAAUUCAUUUAUUUCAAAAGAAUUAUUCCAUUCUUAAGUGUUGAUUCAUCAAAUGAAAUGAGAUUAUUAAAUGCUAAUUAA